Columba livia (rock pigeon) is the source of this 1896-nucleotide messenger RNA. RefSeq names its product phenylalanyl-tRNA synthetase subunit alpha (gene FARSA). Lineage: Eukaryota; Metazoa; Chordata; Aves; Columbiformes; Columbidae. Gene Ontology annotation, molecular function: ATP binding; phenylalanine-tRNA ligase activity; tRNA binding. The record is from RefSeq and is a predicted model, not a curated record. Gene Ontology annotation, biological process: phenylalanyl-tRNA aminoacylation. Gene Ontology annotation, cellular component: cytoplasm; cytosol; phenylalanine-tRNA ligase complex.
CCCCUUCCGGCGCGGACCCGCGCGGUUCCGGUGCUCACGCCGCGCGGUUCCGGUGUUCCCGGAGCGGUCCGGGUGUUCCCGGUGUUCCCGGAGCGGUCCCGGCGGCCCCAGUGCUCCCGGUGCGGUCCGGGUGUUCCCGGGGCGGUCCCGCUGUUCCCGGCGGUCCCGGAGCGGUCCCGGCGGUCCCGGCGAUGUCGGCCGGCGUGGCCGAGCUGCUGCUGCAGCGGCUGGAGCGGGAGCCCGCGGGGCCCGGCGGGGGCCUGUGCAGCCUGGCGGCCGCGGCCGCGCUCGGCGUCGAGCACCAGGCGGUCGUGGGCGCCGUCAAGAGCCUGCAGGCGCUGGGGGAGGUGAUCGAGGCGCAGCCGCGCUCCACCCAGCGCUGGGAGCUCAGCCCCGAGGGCGCCGAGGUGCUGCGGGACGGGAGCCCCGAGGUGCGGCUGCUGCGGAGCCUCCCGCCCGGGGGGCUGCCCCCCGCCCAGGCCGCGAAGCUGCCCGGCGGCUCCGUGGGGUUCAGCAAGGCCAUGGCCAACAAGUGGCUGCACCUGGACAAGGGGGCGCCCGGCGGCCCCCGCGUGCUGCCCGCGGUGCCGGCGGUGCAGGACGCGGUGCAGGAGAGCCUGCGGCGGGUGCAGUGCGGGGAGGCCGAGCAGCUGCCCGAGCGCGAGCGCGCGGAGCUCAAGCGCAGGAAACUGCUGCUGGAAGUCACCCUCAAGUCGUACUGGAUCACCAAGGGCAGUGCGUUCAGCACGGCCGUGACGCGGCAGGAGACGGAGCUGACGCCCGACAUGAUCGCCACGGGCUCGUGGCGCGCCCGGCCGUUCAAGCCGUACAACUUCUCAGCGCUGGGGCUGCCGCCCGCCUGCGGACACCUGCACCCGCUGCUCAAGGUCCGGUCCCAGCUGCGCCAGAUCUUCCUGGAGAUGGGGUUCUCGGAGAUGCCCACCCAGAACUUCGUGGAGAGCUCGUUCUGGAACUUCGACGCGCUGUUCCAGCCGCAGCAGCACCCGGCGCGCGACCAGCACGACACCUUCUUCCUGCUGGACCCCGCCGAGGCCCCCGCGCCGCCCCCCGCCUACGCGGCCAAGGUGAAGAAGGUCCAUUCGCAGGGCGGCUACGGCUCGCAGGGGUACAAGAGCGAGUGGCGGAUGGAGGAGGCGCGGAGGAACCUGCUGAGGACGCACACGACGGCGGCGAGCGCGCGGGCGCUGUACCGGCUGGCGCGGCAGGAGAAGUUCAGCCCCGUCAAGCUGUUCUCGAUCGACCGCGUGUUCCGCAACGAGAGCCUGGACGCCACGCACCUGGCCGAGUUCCACCAGGUGGAGGGGCUGGUGGCCGAGCGGGGGCUGGGGCUGGCGCACCUGCUGGGGCUGCUGCGGCAGUUCUUCGGGAAGCUGGGGAUCACCCGCCUGCGCUUCAAACCCGCCUACAACCCCUACACCGAGCCCAGCGUGGAGAUCUUCAGCUACCAUGAGGGUCUGGGGCGCUGGGUGGAGCUGGGGAACUCGGGCGUGUUCCGCCCGGAGCUGCUGCUGCCCAUGGGGCUCCCCGAGAACGUCGCGGUCAUCGCCUGGGGGCUGUCGCUGGAGCGCCCCACCAUGAUCAAAUACGGCAUCAACAACAUCCGCGAGCUGGUCGGGCACCGCGUCAACCUGCAGACGGUCUACGACAGUCCCCUGUGCCGCAUGGACGCCUGAGCGGCCGGGACAGCCCGGGCUGGGGACUCCCCGAGAGCUGGGGACUCCCCGAGAGCUGGGGGAGACCCCGAGAGCUGGGGACUCCCCGAGAGCUGGGGACACCCCGAGAGCUGGGGACACCCCCAGAACGGCCAGGGACACCCCAAGAGCUGGGGGAGCCCCCGAACUGGGGGAGCCCAAUAAAGGCCCUUUUCCAGCCGGA